Haliotis rubra (blacklip abalone) is the source of this 1275-nucleotide messenger RNA. Its product is annotated as elongation of very long chain fatty acids protein 4-like. Bases 180 to 1007 code for a protein of 275 amino acids. NCBI's taxonomy places the organism in Eukaryota, Metazoa, Mollusca, Gastropoda, Lepetellida, Haliotidae. Gene Ontology annotation, molecular function: fatty acid elongase activity. Gene Ontology annotation, biological process: fatty acid elongation, monounsaturated fatty acid; very long-chain fatty acid biosynthetic process; sphingolipid biosynthetic process. The record is from RefSeq and is a predicted model, not a curated record. The transcript has 8 exons. Gene Ontology annotation, cellular component: endoplasmic reticulum membrane.
UUCUACGCGUGUUCGUAGUAUUGAUUGAAGCCAGACAUGGAAGCAUUUGUAUCCAACGGCUACCGUCUGUAGUGAAGCAUGUGCGGUAUUUCCAUCACGUUCAUUAUGCGCUAGAGAUAGAAAGCGCCAGUACUGGUGUCACCACAGCUUGGAGUUCGACAUCAGUGCCAAACUUCAUCAUGCUGGUCCAGCAGCUGCUCGAGGACGUGCAGGGAUGGUACAACGACUCCAUGGGCAAAGCAGACCCCCGGGCUGUUGAUCUCCCCCUCGCCCAGACCCCCGGGCCCAUCCUCUCCAUCCUCCUCCUGUACAUCCUGAUCGUCCUCCACGGGCCUCGGAUGAUGGAGCAGCAUAAACCUCUCCAGAUAAGAUGGCUCCUCGUCGGCUACAACUUCUCAAUGGUGGCCUUGUCGUUCUGGAUAUUUGCAAAGACACUGCAAAUGGCGGUCCGAGGUCGAUUUAGUUUGGUUUGCCAGCCAGUGGACUACACAGAUAAACCUGAUGCUGUAGAGGCGCUGUAUACAGGAUGGCUGUUUUUCUUUUCGAAGAUUCUAGAACUAGCAGAUACGGUAUUUUUCAUUCUAAGAAAGAAAAACUCCCAGGUGUCGUUUCUACAUGUGUAUCAUCAUACAACUAUAGUUGUGGUCACGUGGUCAGGGAUGAAAUUUGUAUCAGGAGGGCAAAGUUUUGUGUACCCGUUGCUCAACUCGCUGGUACAUGUCAUAAUGUACCUUUACUAUGGCCUGUCAGCCAUCGGGCCAGGCAUGCAGAAGUACCUCUGGUGGAAACGCUACCUCACUAUAUUCCAGCUGACCCAGUUUGUACUCAUGCUUACCCACGCAGCCGUGAACUUCUUCGUAGAAUGCGACUUUCCUAAGUUGUUCGAUAAGCUGCUCUUUACAUAUGCUGCCUCCAUCAUGGCGCUGUUCCUUAACUUUUACUUCAGAGCAUAUAUACAGGGCAAAAGGCCAGCUCCCACCGUCAGUAAAACCCACAAAGACAAAUAACAACGAAUUCUUCAUAGCAGCCAUGUUGUCUGGAAAUUACUGAAGAAAGUCAAGUGUUUGGGUUUUUAAUUUUUUAAAAUAUUUUUUUCCUUUUUUUUAUGCCCAGGGAACAUGCAAAUGUUAGUGUUAUGCUCAAAAAAAUAUUCUUCCAUGAGACAAGAACGGCGUUUUCCAGUGAGUCUUGAAGUGUUAUCUCAUUUGGGUUUACAGAAGAGUGAACGGAACUGUGUUCACCCUUGCGCACCACUAUGUUCCACCAGUGUUACUU